Selaginella moellendorffii is the source of this 1248-nucleotide messenger RNA. RefSeq lists its product as uncharacterized. The transcript is spliced from 2 exons. Bases 8 to 1222 code for a protein of 404 amino acids. Lineage: Eukaryota; Viridiplantae; Streptophyta; Lycopodiopsida; Selaginellales; Selaginellaceae. The record is from RefSeq and is a predicted model, not a curated record.
GUGGAAGAUGCUUGUGAGGCGCUACAAACAGGAUCCGGAAUUUCAAGAUUUAAAGAAAGCGAUACGCAGGAACAUGGCGAAUUUGGACCCGGAGUUACCAUAUACGGAACUGCCUGUUCUUUUCCCGGCGUUUACGGCGGUGACGGAGUUCUGCACCCCUUUUAUCGCAAGAAUCCAUAUGGAGGAGGUUAACAGGCGCUUGGCGUCUACAGCCUAUCGGAACAAAGUCUUGAUGGCUUACGCACGUCAAAGGCUGGCAGAUGUGAGGGGUAUGAACUGGGCUGAGCUCGGCUGGCUGAUUGAAACUUUUAUCGGUGAAGUGAUUUGUAAGAAAGGCAUGAAGCUAGGGGACUUCAAGGUUCCGAGAGAAUUCACCAAACUCCCUUUUGAGGGAGCAGAGCCGAAGCAGGUGCAGGCUAAGGGCUUUCGGGACGGUCAGGGAGUUGUACUACUUCCGGAUAGUUAUUUCUUCAAGUACACAGAUUUCGUGGUGGUGUUCAAGUCUGAAGGCGUCGUCCAUAUAAUCGCUGGGCAGAUAACCAUGAACCCCAAGAACCAUCGAAAGUCAGAACAGAAGUUUGUGAAGAAGUCAUACGUUCAAAUGUGGGUACCGGACGUGAGCGAGGACGAACUUCGGGUGCAUUAUGCCUUCUUCAGCCCGACGAAGGUUGAUUUGAACCCCGUGGACAAAGAGGCGGAUGCUAUGGAGUAUCAGCUGCAUGCUUCGACUUUCUUGGAGUCCUUCGCCGAUGGUAUCACGGAAGAAGAUUGCAAGUUGCUAGAGGAGCUGGAAGAGAAGAGAAAAGAGGCCAUGGAGAAGAGCAAGCAGUCCAAGAAGGAGAGGCGGUCUAAAAUGGACCCUGCGGUGCUGAACUGGGUCGAUAAAUGCAAGAAGGCAUUCCUGCAGGCGAAGGCGCGGAAGCAUCGGAUAUGGGUAACUGGAACUAAAGAGAGAAUCGUGAAGUCAAUAUUGGACGCAGGGGUUAUGAAGGACUGUGGCGGUCCUGGGAGGCAGUGUGCUGCAUGUGCCAUACUUGAGGGGCCCUUCUCACAGCUACGCUCACGGCGCAGGCCAAGACCAAAAUGUGAUAGCAAAGAGAACCUGAAGAGGAAGAAGCUGAUGCGGAAAACCUCUUCAAGUAGCGAUGAACAGAAGCAGAAGUGGAAGAAGGUAAGUAGUGACGAAGAAGAACUAGCAAGGAAUCUAGCUCUGCUGGAAUAGAUAGGAAAACUGUUGUUUGGUGAUAU